GCAGCCAGGGUUAAUUGGUGUUAAAAAACGCUUGACCGUUUCAAUUCCGGAAACUCAAAGAAUGUGUACAGCCUUGUUAGUGGUGACGAAUCGUGGAUUUACUGUUAUGAAACAGAAAAUAAACGACAGUCGGCUGUUUGGGUGUUCCAAGGUGAAGAAAAGCCAACAAAAGUCAUCCGUUCUCGAAGUGUUUCGAAAAAGACAUUUGUGUCAAAAGCGGGUCAUAUUGCAACAAUUCCUCUUAAUGAGCAAAUAA
This is a messenger RNA of Acanthoscelides obtectus, 256 nucleotides long. The record is from the annotation of a GenBank genome assembly. Lineage: Eukaryota; Metazoa; Arthropoda; Insecta; Coleoptera; Chrysomelidae.